UAUUAUUUAGCUUUUCGAAAAUUUACAAAGCAAUCAAUUAGUAAAAUUUCAUCAUCAGCAUUGCUUAAGUCAAUUUUUGCUGGUCAGGUAUGUGUAACUUAUGUCAUUAUUAAAAAUUUCUUACAACUUUAAUUAAGAAAUAUGAGUUAAAAAAAUGAGUUCAAACCAAACAAGUAUUAAACAUUAUGUCAAAAUUCUUAAACAAAAAUUUGAAUCUUUUUUUGUUUUUAACUUUAUACAUUAUUAUGGUAAUGUUUUUUCAGACUUUUUAAAAACAAAGUUCUACCAUUAUUUUAUUGUCUUAUAGCUAUACAGUUAUAGAUAUAUUAUUUAUAAAUCAGGUGCAAAAUCAAAAAGUAAGUUUUAUUUUAAAAUUUACCAAUAUUAAGUUAACUAUAUUGUGCUUUUUUUUUAAACUUUAUCAAAUAUUACCAUAUUGUGUAAUAAACAUAAGAAAACGAUUUUUAAUUUUUUUUUAAAAUAUUCAAAAAAUCAACUCAAUUUUAAAAUAACAGGGAACCUUAUGGACCAAGAUUUGAUGCAUUUGUUGUCAAAUGAUCAAAAAGACUAUAUAUUUUUGGCUUUACGCGAAUUCUCAGAUAAUCUUAAGCAUAGUGAUUUUACAUUUAAAGUCUUGGUCCCUGAAGCAAUAUUGUAUUUCUUUGCUGAAUUGGAAGGAAUUUCAAGAAAUAAAGCUGAAGUAUUGUUAAGCUCUUACUCUUCACAAAGGACUAAUGAGCUAGUGAAUAAAUUGCCUGAUGAAGAUGAUGCUUUUUCUGCAGAUAAAAAUCUGGUUGCAGGAAGCAAGGAACUUUUGAAUGGUAGUGCUGAUUUUAGUGAAAAUGAAAACAGUUCCAAUAAAGAAUCAUCACAAAUCGCCCAGCCUGUAUUGGAAAAGGAAGAAAAACAACCACAAUACUUUUAUAAUUUUAUUACAUAUUUGACCGAAAAUAUAUAUCCACCUGGUCUUGGAAAAAAUGAUAAGCGUACGUUUCGAAGUGUGGCAAAAAAGUAUUGUGUACAAGAUGGUAAGCUCAAGCGAAAAGUAACUGUGUGUGGUAAUUCUGUUUAUGCAGAUGUUAUUAUGGACACGGAGGAAAGACUAAAAAUUUUUACAUUGGAGCAUGACAGUCCUUUAGGAGGACAUAGUGGCCAAACAAAAACAAAAGCCAAAAUUAUGGAAAAGUAUUAUUGCCCUAAUAUCAGCGGAGAUAUUAUAAAAUGGGAAGAAGUUAUAGUUGAAGUUGAAAAAAAUAGGAACCACGUUGAAAAUUUAACAAAUCUAAUUUCUAAGAACAUCAAAGAUGCUCAAGUAAAACAAAAAAAAUAUUAUGAUGCUAGAGUCCAAAAAAAUUGUAAAGUAUCUGCUGACCCAAUUAUGGUAGGAGAUAAGGUUUUACUUCUGGACAUAAGAGGAAGAAGAAGCAAAGGGGCUGCAUUCAAGCCAAGAUUUAAAGGACCUUAUUAUGUAGCCCAUAUUACAAAAUGUGGGAAUUUUAAACUCAAUGAUUUGAAUAACAUUCCUUUAAAAAGCACUUACCAUAAAUUGCAUAUUAAAAAGUUCAUUGAAAGUUUGGAGAAAGUUUGGCUGGUUUUCAUAAUGACAUUAAUGCAAUUAUGAGAGAGUUGAAGCAAUAUUUUACAACCAGAUGUCCUUCCUGACAUUAACAUGAUCAGGUUGUACUGGACUACAUGUUACCAGUAGCAGGAUAACGUGACUUGACGUAAGGAUACCCUGACGUGACGGUCCAACAGUAUGAUACAUAUCGUCUUUAUAAACAUAGGUUGUACUAUUUAUCUGUUACCCCUGAGAGUUUGACUAAAACGGAAUUUUUUAAAAUAAUAGUUUUCCAAUAUAUUAGAAAAUGUAAAAUAAAGUCAAUAAUUUAAUUUCUAGAUAAUGUUUUAGAGAAUACUGUUACAGAACAUUGCAGCAAUGUUGAAAACAUUGAAGGUAUAUAUUGUUCUGUCAUAAAAUAUGAUAUAAAAGACUUUUUUUACAAUCAGAGGCCAGCAAGAUGUAUAAAUGGGUUUAUGACAUGCACCAGUAAUCAUCAAAAUACAGAUUAAAAGAAACUUCUUCCUCAACCCUACUUCUUUCUGGUCACAUUAAUUCUUUUCGAUAAAAUAAUUAUCAUUAUAAUAAUUAUCUUAUUGCUAUUUUAAUUGCUAAAAUCAAAUAUGUCUAUAAUAUGUAUAUAUGCUUCAUGUAUAUUUAUAGUGGUAACAGAUACAAAAAUAAGUUGUCUGAUCGAAGAUUUUAAAGGUGAUAUACUGAUGGAAUAUCUUUGUCAGAUUAAACCUAUUAAAGCUGUAAUGGGUAUCUAUUCCAGUUUGGGUGGUUGUAAGAUAUACGAUUACUCGCUACAUGAUGCUUUAAAUGGCUGUCUAAGCGAUGAAGUUGUUUACGUUUAUCUUAGACUUUAGGCAAGCGAUCAGAAAAAGUAUCGAAUCGAAGUAUUGGCGCCAGCUGGGUUACUUUCAUUAGAAGAGUUGCCACAUCCAACUGACUUGAUAAGAAGGAAACAUGUGAAUGAGCUCUUUAAGCAUAUUUUAAUAUGCUGUGUUGUUUUGAAUUUUCAUUGGACACUUACAAUUAUCAAACCACGUGAGAAAAUAAUCCUAUAUAUUAACCCUCUUGGUGAAACCAAAGCUUCUAUAUUAAAAGAAGAAAAAAAGUGGAAUAGUUACUUAAUGCAAAGAUACAGUGUUAUAGAGAAAUUCGAGUUAGUGACAUUACCACAUGCGUUACAAACUGACAAUAUAUCAUGUGGAGUCUUUUGUCUGAAGUUUGCUGAAAAUUAUAUAAAUGAAUCAGAGUUGGCGCUUAACUUUCCACUAGAAGAUGUUAUAGAGUUUAGAAAGAAAGUGGUGCAUUUACUUAUGGAAAGAGGAGGUCAGAGAAGAUGGCAAGAUAAACUUUGUCGAAUCUGUGGGAAUGAAAAAGGACCAAUACACAACAAAUUAAAAAGUCAGAUAAAUGG
Molecule: messenger RNA, 2984 nt
Organism: Hydra vulgaris (swiftwater hydra)
Lineage: Eukaryota; Metazoa; Cnidaria; Hydrozoa; Anthoathecata; Hydridae
Source: RefSeq, a predicted model, not a curated record